GCCGCCAUCUUUGAUGCGCGGAGUGAUUGUCUGGCGAAUAGAAGUGAUAGGAAAUAAAAAAUAAAGACCGGAACAAAAAAAGUUGGAAAAUAUCGGUCCCGGGAGACGAGCUGAAAGAAAGAGGAGAGGUGGAACUAAGGAAGAGCAGCGAAAGAAGGCAUGAAGAAAGAAUCUUAGUCGAGUCAUGGCUGAUAAACGAAAACUACAAGGUGAAAUCGAUCGAUGUCUAAAAAAAGUUGCAGAAGGAGUCGAACAGUUUGAGGACAUCUGGCAAAAGCUUCACAAUGCAGCAAACGCCAACCAAAAAGAGAAAUAUGAGGCUGACCUCAAGAAAGAGAUAAAGAAAUUACAGCGCCUCCGAGACCAGAUUAAGACGUGGGUGGCCUCGAACGAGAUCAAAGACAAAAGGCAGCUAGUGGACAACCGCAAACUCAUAGAGACACAAAUGGAGCGCUUUAAAAUCGUAGAGCGAGAGACAAAAACGAAAGCAUACUCCAAAGAGGGACUCGGGCUUGCUCAGAAAGUAGACCCCGUGCAGAAAGAGAAAGAGGAGGUCGGACAGUGGCUCACGACGACAAUAUACACGUUAAACAUGCAGGUGGAACAGUUUGAAAGCGAGGUGGAAUCACUAUCGGUCCAGACACGGAAAAAGAAAGGAGACAAAGAGAAACAGGAUCGAAUAGAUGAGCUGAAAAAGUUGAUCGAGAGACACCGCUAUCACAUUCGAAUGCUGGAGACCAUCUUGCGAAUGCUGGACAACGACUCGGUACAGGUGGACUCCAUCCGUAAGAUCAAGGACGACGUCGAGUACUACAUCGAUUCAUCUCAAGAUCCUGAUUUCGAGGAGAAUGAGUUCCUCUAUGAUGACCUUGACCUGGAGGAUAUAUCCACGCCAUUGGUUGCCACAUCUCCUCCAGCUCAUGCGGAGGAUGAAAUCUUCCAGCACUCCAGUUCCACACCGACAUCCACCACGUCGUCUUCCCCGAUCCCGCCAUCUCCGGCUACUUGCACUACGAAUUCCGAGGAUGAUAAGAAGCGAGGUCGUUCCACAGACAGUGAAUUCGGUCAGUCUCCAGUGAAGAAUGGCAAUCCGUCAUGCCUUUCAUCCUCAUCGUCCUCUUCAUGUUCGGGAUCCUCCUCUGCGUCAGUGGUGUCCGUGGCGACCAUGGCAAGCAGCAGCAGCUCGUCUGGUGGCGGCGCCGGUGGCGGCGCCGGUAGCCUCCUGAGCAACAUGGCAGGCCACGUGCAAAACUCGUGCAGCUACAGCUCUGCCAUUCAGCAGCAAAUGCAGCACGGCCAACAGCAGCACCAACCCAAAAAUGCCAUCAAUUCCCAGUCCAACUCCUCUGUUCCUCCAGCUCCUUCCAGUAUCCUCUUACCCAACCCAACAUUAGCCACUUCUCCUACCAGUAUCAGUGCACCAAGCAACCAGCCCCAGUCUCCACUCACUCCUAACUCGGCUUCCAGCCUGAGCCACGCUCUCACUAUAGGCUUAGGCAAAAGUAGUGCACCAACGCCCAGUAGCGUCGGCCAGAUUCCCGGCCUUGGUCUCUCAGGGAUGCCGGCAUCCAGGAACAGUCUCCCAGGGCCGCUGCAAGUUUCCACCCCGGCGCCGUAUGCCCAGGCCGCCGCAUCUGGCACCGUCAACGCCAGCGUCACAAACUCCGGUGGAGUUCCAUCAGCUGGCACAAAUGGAAACGGUGCCUCAACAGGUCUCCUUGGGUCGGCACCUGGCACCACAGGCAUAAUAAGCAGCGCGGUCUUGGGUCUGGGGACUACUCAAACUGCAGGCCAGCCGCCGUCGUCCUUGGUGGCGCCCAGCCCUAUUGGAGGAGGACUGGUGCAGACGAGCAGCGUGGGCGUCAUCGGGAGCAACAUCGUGAACGCAACAUCAGGAAGUGCAGCCGCCGUAGGAGGCACAGGGCUUCCACGCCCACCUAGUGGGCAGAAACAGAACGGUGGCACAACCUACAGUGCCAUAGUAGCAGAUAGUUCUUCUGAUUCUACCCUCAGCAGUGCCAGCCAGUUACAAAACAACCAAGCCUCAACCUUAAAUACCACAAUCAGUCUGCCUAAGGACACCGGUUCCAGCCUUCUGGGGUCUAUAACUCUUCCUACCAGUUCACCAUCGCCCCCGUAUAGUGAGAGUAAACCAAGUGGGGGCAGCCUGUUGAAUGGACCUCUUUCCUACACACAAGCAGCCGACGCCAUCAAGCCUCAGGAACCGCUCAGUUCUCUGAAAUCGUUGGCAGAGACCGCAGCUCAGGGCUCAGGUUUAGAAGGAGAACUCACUGCGCUACAUCUCACUGGAGGAAGCAAAGUUGUAGAUUGGAAUACAGGAGUGUGCAAUGGUUCAGAUAUUUUCCCUAGUUCCACAGCCCCAUCAGGUCCUCCUACAGCCCCUCAGUCUUCCCUUUCAGAGGUUAACAUUCCUCCAUCACUGGGCGUCUGUCCUCUGGGUUCUAUCCCCAUCUCCAAAGAGCAGCACUACCAGCACGUUAUGCAAGAGGCAGCAUGGACACACAUGCCCCACCCGUCAGACUCAGAGAGGAUCAGGCAGUACCUGAUGAGGAAUCCCUGUCCUACAUUGCCUUUUCAUCACCAGAUGCCACCACCUCACUCGGACUCUGUGGAGUUCUACCAGAGACUGUCCACAGAGACACUCUUCUUCAUUUUCUACUACCUUGAGGGCACAAAGGCUCAGUAUUUGGCAGCCAAAGCAUUGAAAAAGCAGUCCUGGAGGUUCCACACCAAGUACAUGAUGUGGUUCCAGAGGCACGAGGAGCCCAAGACCAUCACCGAUGAGUUUGAGCAGGGGACGUACAUUUACUUCGACUAUGAGAAAUGGGGCCAGAGGAAGAAAGAAGGUUUCACGUUCGAGUACAGGUAUCUCGAGGACCGGGACCUCCAGUGACGGCCAACGCAGAACUGCAGACUACUGUCGACAUUCCUGGACUGAAUCCACACUCUCACGCUCAUGAAGCGUGGUGUCUCAGAUGCUGUUGCGAGGCUGUUUUUAACGUCUCGUCGCUGCACAAUGCCUUCGGAGUUUCUCCCAGUUCUUAGAAAAUCCACUUUGCCCAGUACUUUUUUUUUUUUUUUUUUUUUUUUCCACCUACCAACUUGUUAUAAGAAAACUCUUUUAACAUUCAACAUCUUGCCAGAGAAUUCUCGAGCCAAAGAGACACAAGCGUACAAAAUUUCGUUCAAUAAACACAAAGUCUGAUCGUGCCGCUGGUACGAUUGAGCAAAUCCGUUCUAGCACAAGGAGCACUGACAACAAAAUACCAUCGCUAAUUUCAUUUUUAAGCUGGAUGAAAUUCAUUGGAAACCAUCGUCAGUAACUCCAUUCAAUGCUUGUUCAUUUUAAUAAUACAUACAGGACACCGGCCAUAUCCGUAUACAACAUUCUAGUGUUUAAAACGGUAACAUCCAGCCUCUUUUUUUAACUAUACAGUGUGAGGGAGAGAGAAUUAAAACCAGCACCAACACUAAAAAAAAAAAAAAAAACUAUAUUCAGAAUCGGAUCCAUUACUGAGGCUCAGGAAAAUUAAUGAAAAAAAGAAAAGAAAAAAAAAAGGUAGCUAAAAGACUUAGUCUGCAUGAUUACAAUGUUGUGUAUGGGAUCAUAUGACGCUUUGAUUAGACUGACAAAAAGAUGACAAAAGUAAAGCUCUCCAUCACUAUCAGAUGAAUUUGUUGAAUUGGAGCUGACCCGCUUUCGAACUUUUACGCAAAAAAAAAAAAAAGGACUCGCUUUUCUGAAGAUCCGACGUCACUACAGUCACGUUAGGGACAAAAUCUCUUCAACUACCUUACUUUUCAUUUUAUCUGUCGGCCAUCUGCUUCAUUAUUUUACAAACUUCUCCAUGUCACUCGUAUGAUUUCAUUUCUUUUUUUUUUUUUUUUUUACUUUGUUUCUUUUCCUUAUGAGAACUGACCAUGUUAAAUAUAAUUAUAUGCAGAAAGUUGAGUCAUUACCUUCUGUUUAAUUUCCUUAAACACGCUGCAUGACACCAAGUGGCCACAUCGUCCCACCCGGUUUUUGUUACGUUUACCUUUUCUGAGUGUACUGUAUGGAAGAGAAUAAAAAAAAAUGUGAAUUAUAUAUAUAUUUUUUUUCCUAACUGGAAAAAAAGUGAUGUACAGACGAUGAUUAUUUCAUCUCACAUCAUUUUUUUCUUCCCCUCCAUUAAUAAUAAAAAAAAAGUUUUAAAAAGUUACAACUGCAAAGUGGAGAGGAUUCAAAGAACAUUACGAGACAUUAAAAAUGAAGUAAAGGAUUGUAAAAUAUUAAUAAAGAAAUUACUUUUCA
Messenger RNA from Clarias gariepinus (North African catfish), 4315 nucleotides. RefSeq names its product CCR4-NOT transcription complex, subunit 3b (gene cnot3b). Bases 185 to 2914 code for a protein of 909 amino acids. Lineage: Eukaryota; Metazoa; Chordata; Actinopteri; Siluriformes; Clariidae. The record is from RefSeq and is a predicted model, not a curated record. Gene Ontology annotation, cellular component: CCR4-NOT core complex; P-body; nucleus. Gene Ontology annotation, biological process: nuclear-transcribed mRNA poly(A) tail shortening; regulation of DNA-templated transcription; regulation of stem cell population maintenance. The transcript has 19 exons.